CCAUCGCAUCGUCUCGGCAUAGGGGCAUUCCUUCCGUGCAAGCAACAACAACAGCAACAACUACGGAAGAAUUGUCCGGAAUCCUCCGACCGGCAUUGCUGCUUCGCACCAGCUUUUCUUCGCGGUCGAUCAAUGAUACAAUGUGCGUGUGUAGGAUACAGCAAUUGUUAUGAAUGUGGGAACCGCUUCUCGGCCCCCGAACACGGUGCCCAAACGCCCGGGUCCUUGCCCGGCCCUUCGGUGGGGAACGAAAGGCCCCCGCCGGUCGAUCGAAGGCCCACCGACGCACCCUAGGCGGUGGCGGCGGAGAUGCCCGGUGCGACACCGUCGCAGGUCGCGCCGGCCUGGUCGGCGAUCUGGGCCUGGUCGACGUUCGCGCAGAACCCGUAGCCCGCCAGGGAGCACCACUCGCAGGGCUUGUUCGUCGCGUCCAUCGUCUGCUUGCAGGCCUCCUCGUCCCCCUGGAGGGUGGCCAGGAGGCACGAGGGGUCGUUGGGAUCGGAGAGGCCUUCCGUUUGGUCCGCGCCUCGCUCCUUGCUGCAGGAGGCUCCGACCUGCUCGGCAAAGUCGGCCUGGUCGCUGUUCAUGCAGAAAUCGUAGCCCUGGAGGGAGCACCACUCGCAGGGCUUGUUGUCGGCGUCCUUGGUCUGCUUGCACGCGUCCUCGUCUCCUUCCAGCGUGACAAAGAGGCAGGUGGGGUCGUUGGGAUCGGAGAGGCCGGCCUCUUGCUCCGCGCGUUGCUCUCCCGAACCAUCGCUGCAGGUGGCUCCGACCUGCUCGGCGAGAUCCGCCUGGUCGCUGUUCAUGCAGAAAUCGUACCCCUGGACGGUGCACCACUGGCAGGGCUUGUUCUCGGCGUCCAUGGUCUGCUUGCACGCGUCCUCGUCUCCUUCCAGCGUGACAAAGAGGCAGGUGGGGUCGCUCGGAUCGGUGAGGGCCGUGGCCCCCACGGAUUCCCCGGCGGCGGACUCCCGGUCGCUGCAGGAGGCUCCCACCUGCUCCGCGAGCUCGGCCUGGUCGGCGUCCGCACAGAACUCGUAGCCCUGAAGGGAGCACCACUCGCAGGCGUCGCCGUCGACGUCCACCGUGGCCCGGCAGGCCGAUUCGUCCCCCUGGAGGGUAACGGCGAGGCAGGUGGGAUCGUAGGGGUCGAGGACCGCGCGGUCUACCUCCCCGCACGUGGCGCCGACCGUCUGGGCGAUCCUGGCCUGGUCGGAGCUCACGCAGAGCGGAACCCCCUGGAGGGAGCACCACUCGCAGGGCUGGCCGUCCGCGGCGCUGGUCUUCUCGCAGGAUGCCUGGUCGGUGGCAGCCGAGAGAAUGCACGCAAAGUCGCCCGGGUCGCUCGUGUUUGCGGGUGCCUCCUCUGCGGGGAUCGAUCCAAACCCGAGCGCGGACGGCAUCGUGCAGGAAUACACCGAGUGGUCGUCGUAGCCGUCGGCGGUCUCCGUGUCCACGCAGAUUCCGUACCCGCCCUUGCCCUUGUUGUCGCACCAAGCGCACCCGGCGGCGGUGCAAGCGGCCUUCUUUCCGUACUUCUCGCGGCACUCCCAGUAGCGGUCGGGAAACUUGUCGUCGUCGUCGGGGACGGAGUCGUCUCCUUCCGGGGCCUUGUCGUCGUCCGCGGCGGGUGCGUUGUCGUCGUCGUCGUCGUCGUCGUCGUCAUCCUCGUUGUCGCAUUGCAGCGCCGGAAGCAUCUGUUUCAUCUGGGUGGCAAUAGAUUCGUCCACGCAGGCACCGUAGCUACUCAGCGAACACCAAACGCAGGUCGAUCCGUCCUCGGAAGUCGUGGCAUCGCACUGGCUCUGGGAGGCUGUUGGGAUGGGAUAGAAUAGGACAGAUAGAAUGCAAUCGAUCAAAAUUUUGUUGAAUAAGAUUCCGGCAGCGAG
Pseudo-nitzschia multistriata is the source of this 1889-nucleotide messenger RNA. The record is from the annotation of a GenBank genome assembly. Lineage: Eukaryota; Bacillariophyta; Bacillariophyceae; Bacillariales; Bacillariaceae.